Molecule: messenger RNA, 1326 nt
Organism: Corticium candelabrum
Lineage: Eukaryota; Metazoa; Porifera; Homoscleromorpha; Homosclerophorida; Plakinidae
Exons: 11
Coding region: 1-1326 (441 amino acids)
Source: RefSeq, a predicted model, not a curated record
AUGUUAGAUGCUGAUGUUAUUGCUUGGGAUUUGCCAAUUUUGACUGUUAUUGAAAUUCAGGGAGAAGUUGUGAUGAAAGCUCGGCUUAGUCAGCAGUUAUCGAGUGUCCUUCCAGCCACUUUUCCCGAUCUUUCUGUUGCUUCACAAAAAUCAUUGCUGUCACACUUUGAUGGAAUUCAAUUGGAGGCUUUGAAACAAGGGUGUAGCAUCAGAGACAGAGCAAGGAUCAAUACUAUAGCUUCUCCUUAUGCUGGAGCCUGCUGUCAGCCAUUGUCCACUUCUCUACCGGAGCCUAAUGCGAUUGGUGACGAUUCAGCAACAUUGGAGACUAUAGCUUCCCAUUCUAGAGAACGUACAGACCAGUCUGACUGUUUGAUAGCUGCAGACCUUCGUGAUUUAGACACAUCUGUCAGACACGUAGAAGAAAUGAUUUCUACUCCUGUACGGUCAGGCAAACUCAGUUCAAGAAGACCUCUGUUUCCAUCUACACUUAGUCCAAUAUACUCUCCAUGUCCCUCUGUGAAUUGUUCAUCAGGUUCUGAAACAGAUGAGAGUAAUGAAGAUCAAGAACCUAGAAGAACGGCUGACUUGAAGACUUUACUGACUACACUAGAUGAAUCUGACCAGUCAUCUGAAGAUGAAUACCGAUAUGAAAGUGACACUGAUUGUACUUCUUCUGAUGAUGUUGAUGAGCUUGAUGCCAGUUAUCUGGAUGACAUAACCUUGUCCCCAAGCACUCACCAUGCUUCAUCACAUGACAUUGUCGAUGUCACAACCUCACCUGUCGGAAGCAAGGAAGUUCUGGAUGAUCAGUUGACUGUAAAGGACAUGAUUAUCCCAACGGUACAGUUUGGAAUUAGUGACAAAGAUUCAGGUGGACAGAUGCCUACCUCAAGUCCAUCUUCUGGAGCUAUUCCUGUUGUACGUGUCUCAGUGCAGCCAAUAGCAAUAACACCUAUCACUAUCUUUGAAAAUGAUCUUGAGAAUAGGCUGAAGUUACCCAGGGUUGUGUGUGAUGAAGAUUGCAUAUUGCAGUUGCUUGGAAAAACGUGCAGAUAUCCCUUCUGUUGGGAAGAGAUAUCGGUGCAGAAGAAGCAUAUUGGCAGCACAUUGACAUUGCAAUGGCACUGCAAGAAGUUCCACCAAGGCUCAUGGAGUAGUUCUGCACGAUGCAAAUCUCAAAAUGGAUACCCAUUCUUCAUAAAUAAUCUUUUGUUUGCUGCUUCAGUUUUUCUGUCUGGAAACAACUUCUCAAAAAUUAGUCUCUUGUGUCAGUUCUUUAGAUUGAAUUCUAUAUCACAAUCGACCAGUAGUUCUUGCUGGUGA